Molecule: messenger RNA, 4137 nt
Organism: Beta vulgaris subsp. vulgaris (sugar beet)
Lineage: Eukaryota; Viridiplantae; Streptophyta; Magnoliopsida; Caryophyllales; Amaranthaceae
Product: SAC3 family protein A
Exons: 14
Coding region: 429-3434 (1001 amino acids)
Cellular component (GO): nucleus
Source: RefSeq, a predicted model, not a curated record
AACAGCAACGAUAUUAGUAACUUCGCAAUUUACAGGCUACAACUUCGCUGCCAAUGCCCAUAGCGCCAAACACUCCUUACGCGCAGCCCCCAAACACGAUCCGACCCGACCUAGACCGCCGAGUUCAAUCGCUCCUGCUUUCUCUCUCUCUCUUCAACUUCCAUCUCGUUACACCAAUUUCUGUCACAUAUUGCCAUCUUUAUUCCCCCUCUCAAUCUCUCCAAUUCUACACUUCAUCAACACUAUUCUUUUUGUUGUAAAACCAUUGCACCAUUUUUUUUGUCAUAUUUUUCUUUGUAUUUUCCGUGUCCCUUUAAUUUUUGAUUUGCUAUAGUUCUGCUCUCUUGUUUCAAUUCGAAUUUCUGCUCCUUUAUUCUUCCUUACAAUUCGUAAAACACACAGCAUUUUCGAAGGAUGUUAAGGAAAUAAUGAUGAGUGAAGGAGGUAGUGCUCAAGCCGCAGCAGCAGCUACUUCUGAUUCUAAUUCACUUGAGUAUCAAGCUGAGGGGAACCAGGGGCAUACAUAUCAAUAUUACCCGUCAGCAGCUGGGUCUGCGCCUGCUCCGUGGCCUGUGCAUGGGGGCGAUCAUCCAAGUUCAGGGAACAGAACUGUACAAAAUGUAAGCUAUCAGUAUAAUCCGCAGCAGUCUAGUACUGGCGCUAACAUGGCAAAUGUGUCUUCUAUUACCUCUACGUCAACAGCUUCAGGGACUGAUAAUGCAUCAAACGUAUAUUCUAGCUAUGCACCAUAUCCAACUUCUACCAAUCCCUAUGGUUAUGCAAGUUCUGAAUACACCAAUUACUAUAGUGGUUACCAGCAGCAGUCUGCUCAACCAUACACUCAAGCUUCUGGAGCAUACCAAAACUCAGGUUCUGCUUAUCAGCCUAUUUCCUCAUUUCCGAAUCCCGGGUCUUAUGCUGGGUCUACAAGUUAUUCAAGCACUUAUUACAAUCCUGCUGAUUAUCAGACGACUGGAGCUUACGCUGGAAGCAGUUACAGCAGCCAGGCUACUGUGUGGAAUCAAGGAAAUUACACAAACUACCCUCACCAGUAUGGAAAUUAUAGCCAUGACUCAAGCAGCAGUUACACUUCUAGCAAUGCUGCUGCAACUACAAAUUAUCAGCAGCAUUAUCAGCAAUGGGCAGAUUAUUACAGUAGUCAGACUGAAGUUACUUGUGCUCCUGGGACAGAAAAUACUGCUGUGACGACUGCAGCUGCUCUUCCGUGUCCUAUCCCGGGAGUUUCUAGUGGUAGUGGGUAUUCAGCUCCUGUCAGUCAGGCACAGGCAUCUUAUACCCCAACUUGGAGGCCUGAAACUAGCCUCUCUGCAUUGCCUUCACAGCAGACAACCAGUACAGUAGGCGCUUAUGAAGAUUACUGGAAACAUGCAACUCAAUCUUUCCAAAAUCAUCAGGAUACUAGUUUGCAGUCCAAUUUUCAGAAGCCUUUACAUGAAAACACCUCUCAUCCUAUUAUUCAGAAUCAGCAGCAGACUCUAGUAACACAGGUAUCCAGUUCACAGUAUACUGAGGUGCAACAGACGCACACACAACCUUUGCAACCCUUUACUCCAGCAGAUACACUCAGAGUAAGCAAACUUCAGAUUCCUACAAAUCCUAGAAUUGCCUCAAAUAUGGCUUUGGCUGUGCCGAGAACUAUUAAAGAAACUGCCACAUCAAGUGUAACAGUAAAGCCUGCCUAUGUUAGUGUCUCAUUGCCAAAACCAAACGACAAGGUUCUGUCUAGUACCUCUGACUCGAAUGCCAAGACUGGGAUGUUCCCAUCAUCACUUCGAGGCUAUGUGGAGAGGGCUUUGGCUCGUUGCAAGGAUGAAAAACAAAGAGCUGCUUGUCAAGAGGUCAUGAAAGAGAAAAUUACUGAAGCAACUGCUGAAGGAACACUCUACUCGCGAGACUGGGACACUGAACCUCUUUUUCCGUUACCUGAUAUAGGCACAGUGAAUAAUGACGGACAGAGUGUAGCACCAGUUAUGUCAUUGUCCACGUUUAAAAGAAGUCCAAGUAGACGAACUAAAAGUAGGUGGGAGCCUUUGCCAGAAGAUAAACCCAUUGAGAAACCAACAUCCACCUGUCAGGAUUCUGCUAGGCAUGGGGUAUGGACUCAUUUCAGUGGAAGGGAAAACAAGUCCUUAGCUGUAAAAUCUGAGAGAAAGAAUGCAACUCUCAGUAGAUUUUCUGCAGUGGAGCAGACUAGUGUUAGUAGAAGCGCCCACAGGCCUGCUAAGAGACAACGAUUUGGUAAUGACUUGAGUGCUACAGAAAAUGGGGAUGCCUCAAGUGAUAGUGACAAGGAACAAAGUUUGACUGCAUAUUAUUCUGGAGCAACCACACUUGCCAACUCACCAGAGGAAAGAAAGAGACGAGAGAAUCGCUCUAAGCGUUUUGACAAUGGAACUGGACAGAGAACCGAGAAUCAUUAUAGACCAAAGAAUGUUAAAUCUGGAAAUUUGUAUGCUAGAAGGGCCACUGCGUUGGUUCUUAGCAGAACCUUUGAAGAUGGGGGUCCUAGGGCUGUUGAAGAUAUUGACUGGGAUUCCCUUACUGUUAAGGGUACUUGCCAAGAGAUCGAGAAACGCUAUUUGCGGCUUACUUCUGCACCUGAUCCAUCGACUGUUAGACCCGAGGAGGUGUUGGAGAAGGCUUUGGAUAUGGUUCAAAAUUCACAGAAAAACUACCUUUACAAAUGCGAUCAGUUGAAAUCAAUUCGUCAAGAUUUGACUGUGCAGAGAAUACGUAAUGAACUAACUGUCAAGGUUUAUGAAACUCAUGCUCGACUUGCUCUUGAAUUUGGGGACUUGCCAGAGUUUAAUCAGAGCCAAUCACAGUUGAAAUCCCUCUAUGGUGAAGGAAUUGCAGGUUGUCGCAUGGAAUUUUCUGCUUACAAUUUGCUUUCUGUCAGCUUACUCUCCAAUAACAGGAGAGAUCUGCUAUCAUUGAUGUCAAGAUUAUCUGAUGAAGCUAAAAAGCAUGAAGCUGUGAAGCAUGCACUCUCUGUUAGGUCGGCUGUCACAUCAGGGAAUUAUGUGCUGUUCUUUAGACUGUAUAAAUCAGCACCUAAUUUGAACACUUGUCUCAUGGAUUUGUGUGUGGAAAAAAUGCGCUUUGAGGCUGUGAAAUGCAUGUCUCGUACUUUUCGGCCUACCAUUCCUGUUUCAUAUGUUGCUCAAGUUUUGGGAUUCAGCAGCACAUCUGAAGGUGAAGCAAGUGAUGAGAAAGAUGUGGAUGGAUUGGAGGAAUGCACGGAAUGGUUGAAGGCGCAUGGUGCAUGUCUUAUCUCAGAUAAUAAUGGUGAAUUGGUGGUUGAUGCAAAGGUUUCCUCGUCUAGUCUCUACAUGCCUGAACCUGAAGAUGCCGUGGCUCAUGGAGAUGCCAAUCUUGCUGUGAAUGAUUUCUUCACACGAGCAUCCACGUGAUUGUUUUGAUACUAAGAAAAUUGAGAUAGCAUAGGAUAACAUGGGGAGAAACAAAUAUCUUUCGGCCAUCAAGGGUAUACCUGAUAAUGAGAAAACCACAAUUUAUGGGGCAGGGCUAGAAUUUUAGAAAGUCCGGGCCUCUGGAGAUUGUGGAGGGGUUGGUGCUGUUAUGGAUAAUACUUGCUUACUUUCUUACUUUAAAGGUGAGAUCCUUUAUCAAUGCAUUUCUUUCGAGAUGCGAAUCAUAACCUGGAACUGCAGAGUUGGGGAGUCUGGCACAAGCACACUGCUGAGUGGCUUCUAGAGGCGCAGAGGCCUUAUAGCAAAACUAAACAAAGUGAUUUGUUGAAGAUUAGUCUGUAAACGUGUUAGAGAGUUUAGCUGUAUGUAACAUCUAUUCAUUCUUGUUCUACCGAACCGUACAUAUAGGCAAGAAUAGCAACAUGAAUAAAGCUCGCCGUCUUUGAAUUUUGUGUAAGCUUAUCAAUUUUGUUUUAUUCAUUUUUGCACAAUUUGUGUUUGGCCAUUAAGAACUAGUACAUCGUAUGCUCGUAUUCUAGCGGCUCUCCCCCUAUUUUGGGCGGUUGUAUUAAGUUAUGGUACCAAAUCUUAUCCUGCUUGAACAUUGGCAUUUUCUUGUAGAAGCACACUGAUUGGGUAACUGUUCCAUAUAUACGAAGUGUAUAAUGACAGUCUUAUCUUA